UCGGCUUGGACCACCACCUCAAGUUCUUCCCAAAAAACCAUCACACUCAGAACGCAUUCAACCCAAAAAACAAACACAAACAUGUUCGGCAACUACAUCAAGUCGAUGCCCAAGCUCAAUGACGCGGACGAACGAAGAAAACAAUCCUCGAAACCAGGGCCAGCUCAGGUCAAAGCUAAAUAUACUCGUGGUAGCACCAGCUCGGGGAAAGCAUCUAGCUCGACUCGCUGUCAGAAGUGCGAAAAAUUCGGUCAUUUUACCUACAAUUGUCCUGCCACUCAAGCUCCCUACAAGGCCCGGCCGUCGCGUACUCAACAAUUACUUAACCCAAAGCCACAACGAGAUACCCCAUCGGUUGAAGUCCCAGAGGAAUUCUUAACAAAGAAGGGAAUCGCCGAGAAAAUAUUGGCCACCAAUGAACUUAAGAGACAAGAGGCCAUUUCGAACCCCCCGGUUGCCAAAUCAUCCAAAAAAAGGACGAAAUCUACCACGAGCUCAGAUACCUCGUCAUCAUCCACCGACUCUUCAGAUUCCGAUUCAGACUCAGACUCGAGCUCAGAUUCAGACUCGUCCUCAGACUCAAGAUCUUCGAGUGCAUCUUCCACGUCAUCUGAUUCUGAUUCGCACUCAUCGACAAGUUCCGAUUCGAGUGAGACUGCGAGACAUAAGCGCAAGAAAGCCAAGCGCGCCUAUAGUCCUCCCUCCAAAUUGAGAAAACCAGUCACUCCACCACGUCGGCAUCCUCAUCGUUCGAGAUCUGUCUCGCGCAAACCAAUCGGAUCCCAGACUCCACCGAGCUCGAGGGGAGACAAGUCUCCUUCGGCUGAAUAUCGCCUCUCCAGAUCACCCUCUCAAAAACCCGUCAGAUCACGAACUGCAGUAGAUUCCAGGCGAAGGUCCCCUUCGGACAGUCGUUCCAGGUCUCCUCCUCCUAGAAACGCUAAUGGCUCUCGUGCUCCACCUAGCCCCAGACGCAGAUUUCCCUCUGAUGAACGCAAUCGGUCUCGGUCUCGGUCUCCUCCUGAAAAAAAUGCUGAAUCCCGAAUUCCACUCAGCCCCAGGCGAAGAUUUCACUCGGAAGAUCGUGAUCGCAGUCGUUCUCGGUCUCCUCCUCCCAGAAAAGCUAAUGGAUCACGUGUGCCAUCUGAUCCUAGGCGAAGAAUUCCAUCAGAAGAUCGCAGUCGUUCCCGUUCUCCACCCAGACGAAAGCUUGCUGGAUCUCGCCCUCCGACCAGCCCUAGGCGAAGGUUUGCCUCGGUUGAUCGCGAUCACAGUCGUUCCAGGUCUCCUCCCGGUCGCAAAGGAGUCGAAUCAGAGGCUCCAGUAAGUUCCAGGCGAAGAUUUCCCUCGAGAGAUCGCGAUCUUAGUCGUUCCAGGUCGCCUCCCAACCGGAAAAGUGCUGGAUCACGAGCUCCACCGAGUCCCAGGCGUAGAUCUCCAUCUGAAGAUGAUCGCAGUCCCUCCAGGUCACCUCACAGAUCAGAUAGACCCCGCACUUCGCACAGUCCCAGAGAAAGUCAUCCAGCGCCCCGUCAUCGUAGACGUUCAAGAUCUCCUCUAGCUAGGUCCCAUCGAUCCCGAACCCCGACCAGCCCCCGGCGAAAGUAUGCAGCUCGACGAGAUCAUAGGGGAGCACGAUCCCCUUCGCGUCAGCCCGAGAGAGCCCUAACCCCAUCCAGUCCUAGACGAAACUCGAAAACUGGCAAUCGCUCUCCAAGAAGACCAAGUCAGGUCACUGACCACCGUCGACCCGAUUCUGAAUAUCGUGCGAGAGGAGCCUCUAGAGAUCGGCACCGCAGAGCCGAGAUCAAGCACGGCAAAAGACGGGCCACUAGUGACGACAGUGAUCAUUGAUCUUCGCCCCCUCCCCCUAUUCUUUUGGUUUUUGAUUCUGUUUUUAUACAGUAUAUAAUCCUCAAGUCUCAAGCGGUAUUUUUUCUUUCUUUUCAUCGGCUGGAAGGAUCAGGGAGUUUGAGUGGUGGUAAUGAUCAGUCAAAUUAUCUAGUCACAAAAUAGUACAAAUUAUCUUUACUUUGUUUCUUCUUAUAAACUAUAUGAUUCCAGUAAAAGCAAAUACAAGUUUUGUGAAUGUUUGGUG
This is a messenger RNA of Puccinia graminis f. sp. tritici CRL 75-36-700-3, 2098 nucleotides long. RefSeq lists its product as uncharacterized. Bases 82 to 1854 code for a protein of 590 amino acids. The transcript has 6 exons. The record is from RefSeq and is a predicted model, not a curated record. Lineage: Eukaryota; Fungi; Basidiomycota; Pucciniomycetes; Pucciniales; Pucciniaceae. Gene Ontology annotation, molecular function: zinc ion binding; nucleic acid binding.